This is a messenger RNA of Cygnus olor (mute swan), 2276 nucleotides long. It is a transcript of the gene RD3, whose product is annotated as RD3 regulator of GUCY2D. The transcript has 3 exons. NCBI's taxonomy places the organism in Eukaryota, Metazoa, Chordata, Aves, Anseriformes, Anatidae. Bases 1310 to 1993 code for a protein of 227 amino acids. The record is from RefSeq and is a predicted model, not a curated record.
UAAUUUUUGGUUCAGAAGUUUAUUUCCUAGCACAGUGAACAGGUCCUGCUGAUUGACUCAGGGUUUACUGGAGAGCAGCCCUGCUGUAACAAGUCUUAGGUGGUGAUCUGGCCUGCAAGAGCCAAAAAGAGGCUGAUGUCCAUCAGGUUGCAGGGGCAGCCUCCAGCUGGCAAAAGAAUAGCCAGAGAUCAAGCUAUGGAAACAUUCCCUUUUCUACUAAAAGAGCCAGGAAAACGUGAAAUCCUGUUAUGGGAAGGUGAGAAACCCAACGAGGCCUGUGGAUGCUGAUACUUGUGCUGAUUCUUUGAUACGUUCUCUGGAGCAAGAAGAGAAAAUCGCAGGGGGAAAUAUGGGAGAAGGUAAAGAAGUGGAAGAUGGGGAGAAAUUACACAGAACAUGUUGUGGGGAGGGAAUGGAGAAAGCUGUAAAGUAUGUGGGAAGGAGAGAAAUGCAGAGUUGUUGCCAACGUGGAGAACAAAAAUGAGAUUUGGAGAGGCAGAAAGCUUCUUUAAAGCUAAAAGGAAACUUCUACAUGAAGAAAGUCUGAGGUACUUACUAACAAUCCCUAAAAAUAGAAUAAAACCCUCAGAGGCUGUGUGUGAGAGGGAAAGCGAGGUAUUACAGACUUCAGUGUAACUUAAGGUGAAUGUAUGCUUAAAAUCCUGUAUGGUGCUUGGCCAGGCUUGCAGUAACGGUGUGAGGGAAGGUUUGUCUUGGGAUGGGGUCACUGAGGCAAAAAUCUUGAAACCUAGAGCUGCUCCUGGAGUGGAACUACUACAAACCACUCAGAAAUUCUCAUAAAUAGCACCUGAGGAGCUCCUCAGGUGCAGGAUAGCCUGUUACGAGGAACCAGAAAACUGACCAAUUUCAGGACAAGGAAGAUCUGCGUUCAGAUGGGGGCUGCGUCUCUUUCCUUCUUUUAAUAAUUUUGACAUGAAUGCUUGCAAAGUGUAAAUUUGUCCUUUUCCCCAAAGAAGGUCAGGCUGAAACUUUCGCCAUCCUUCGGUUGCCCACAUCCUGCCAACAGUCCUUUGAGCCUUUCUAUUAGGAGAGCCAUUUUGAGUCAUUUAAUGAUUAGCCUGCAUGUGAACUUUAAAUUGAAACCAGCAGCUGCAAUUAAUGGAGCCCAUGCUACCUUCUGCAGGCUGCAAAGGCCAGUAGGGGAAAGAGUGGAGGCUUGUCAAGCCUGCUAAAUAGAGAUGGCCGGCUUCCAGCUCUCAAAAGGAGGAGGUGAUGGAUGGGAGAGGGGGAAGGAAACAAUCUCAUACAAACAAGACUCCCUUAGGAACAGCCAGCACAAGCUGCCACCAUGCAUGAAAUGCUUGGACAGGAUUUUCCUUCAUUUGAGGACUGGCCAUUUCAGUUGCAGUUUGUUCCCAGUGAAGACACGCAGGGCGCUAUGUCGCUGGCAUCCUGGUUCAGGUGGAAUGAGCCCCCCAGCCGGAUUUCCCAGAGGAACCCCACCGAGAUGGUGGUCGAGACGCUAAUGAUGGAGCUGAGCUGGCAGAUGAAGCAGGCGGAGAAGCAGCAGCGGGAGCGGGAGAAUGAGUAUCGCAAGAUCAAGACUGGGGUGGACUACGGCUGGCUGGUCAGCUAUCCAAAGCAGAGCUAUGACAUCAGCCCCGGAGAAAGGCUGCAGCUGGAGGAUAUGUGUACCAAAAUACACCCCUCCUACUGUGGGCCUGUCAUACUCAGAUUCCGGCAACUCGUUGCUGAAUACGAGCCAGAAGUGCAGGAAGUAUCCCGGCUCUUCCGCUCCGUCCUGCAGGAAGUGGCUGAGAAGAUCAAAGAGGAGGAAGAGGCCAAGAAGCUCGCCAGGCAAUGGAACACAAAGAACAAAACCAGCCUCUCCUUAACAACGUUUAAAUCCCGGUCCAGGAUUUCUCCGUUCAUCAGCGACAUCAAGACCAUCUCUGAAGACGUCGAACGGGGCACCCAGCCCACCAGGAGGGUUUGGAGCAUGCCCGAAUUUCGGAACGCCAAGGAUUACUGACUCUGUACUGAACAAGGUUUUUAAACAGUGAUCUCUCAAACUCCCAGUUAACCCUUUUUUAGCUCUACCAUUUUUCUCUGUUCCAGCUCUCCCUUCCCGUCUGUCUCCCUCAGAAGCUGUGACCAUAGCAACUGCUGCUGACGCCUGCGGUGUGUGACAAUUUAUUACUAAACAUGCUAGCCUUUCCUUUAAUUUAGUAGUAUUCGGUAACCUUACGGGCAAGGCUCACUUACUGUCUCAUUUUUAUUUCUGCUUCCUUGUGGAAAAUGAAUUAGUUCUGUGA